AACGUAACCUAACUUUUCUCCCUAUUUAAAUUACGUUAACCUAAAUAAAAAUGAUCCGAAAAUCAGCUUUAUUAGGAAUAUUAAAUUAUUGUAAAUAUGGCAUGUUGCACAAAUUACUUGUUAUAAACAAUUUUCCCCAAACACAUUUCCAUACCUCUACAGGACACAGGAAGGAUCCUGUCUCUAAGGACAUCGUUAUCUAUGAAAAUUUCGAAAGUAUCGAAAACAAAUCGAAAAAGACAUACCUCGAAAUGAUAAAAAUUUUCGAAACCAGAGGUACUCACCGAACGGGUCACGUAGAGUUUAUUUAUUCAGCCUUGAAGAAUAUGAAAGAGUUUAACGUCGAGAAGGACUUGGAAGUGUAUAAGGCGUUAAUUGACGUUCUACCGAAAGGAAAGUUUAUACCUACCAAUAUGUUCCAAGCGGAAUUUAUGCAUUACCCGAAGCAGCAGCAGUGUGCGAUAGAUUUGUUAGAGCAAAUGGAAGAUAACGCUGUUUUACCUGAUAAAGAAGUUGAGACUAUGCUGUUAAACAUAUUUGGAAAAAGAGGAUAUCCGUUGCGGAAACUUUGGAGGAUUAUGUAUUGGAUGCCCAAGUUUAAAAAUCUAUCUCCGUGGCCUGUACCGCAGCCUCUUCCGAAUGAUACAUUGGAAUUAGCUAAAUUAGCUGUGGCUCGAAUUGGAAGUGUCGAUAUUCAAACACAAAUUAGUGUCUUUCAAAGUAAAGAUAUACCAGAAGCACUUGAGGAUACUUGGAUUGUUAGUGCUCAAAGCCCCACGCAAUGUCGAUUGUUGAGCGAGCAUGACGUUUCCCAACCUAUUUAUGUAGAGGGUCGUUUCCGGAUUUGGAUGAAAAAUGUACCCAUUACUUACUUUAUUCUGAGAGGCGAUGCCAAGAUUGCACCAAGAUCUGUUGUGGAUUUAGACGAUGUUAGUAAUAUAUCGGUGCCAUUCUUUAGUUAUGGAAUUCCGCCGAAGCAAGACAUUGUUCCAGUUCCUUCAGUUCACGAGCAAGAAGAUGGGGUCAUUUUUGCCGUCUGUGUUACCGGUACGUCAGGACGAGAUUCCCUUCUAUCGUGGAUUAGACAUUUAGAAAAAAAUGGUAAUCCUAAUUUAGCUUCAAUACCUGUCGUGUUCACGUUAAAAUCUCCUGAAAAAGAUUUAGCAAAUAUUGAAACGGCGGUAGCGACGGAAAAAUGACCUCAAUUAGGCUUGUUUAGACUGUGAAGAGGUCGUUGACGCGACAAUUGUGAGACCUACUGUAGGUGCUUUUGAGUUUUCAUGUUACUUUCAAUUGGCAAUUCUGUGAAAUUUUUUACAGUUUGUCCAUAAAAUGUAUAAAUAUAAAUGAUAAAACAA
This is a messenger RNA of Photinus pyralis (common eastern firefly), 1358 nucleotides long. RefSeq names its product evolutionarily conserved signaling intermediate in Toll pathway, mitochondrial (gene ECSIT). The record is from RefSeq and is a predicted model, not a curated record. Bases 51 to 1199 code for a protein of 382 amino acids. Gene Ontology annotation, cellular component: mitochondrion. The transcript is spliced from 5 exons. Lineage: Eukaryota; Metazoa; Arthropoda; Insecta; Coleoptera; Lampyridae.